Messenger RNA from Pogonomyrmex barbatus (red harvester ant), 965 nucleotides. Its product is annotated as ADP-ribosylation factor-like protein 2-binding protein. NCBI's taxonomy places the organism in Eukaryota, Metazoa, Arthropoda, Insecta, Hymenoptera, Formicidae. Gene Ontology annotation, cellular component: mitochondrial intermembrane space. Gene Ontology annotation, biological process: positive regulation of tyrosine phosphorylation of STAT protein; maintenance of protein location in nucleus. The record is from RefSeq and is a predicted model, not a curated record.
UUAAAUUGUUUAAUGAAGCUAACGUUUGUCGUUCAGUAACAAAUUUCAGAUACUGAUUAUUUAUUAUUAAAUAUGCUGAAAUGAAUGUUUCUAACAGACGAGCUGGAUUUGUCUAGUCCGGAAGAUGAGAAGCGAAUCUUAAGGAGUGAGGAAGACCGUUCGUUCGAUGAAAUAAUUGGACAUAUCGAGGAUUUGCUGUUAGAGGAAAACUUCCAGGCCCUUCAACAUGAAUUUUUAGAGAAGUACUGGAAUAUUUUCGAGCCGAUUGAAGACAACAAAUUAAUAUAUACUGAUAUAUUUAAUGAAUAUAAUAAAGCUGUAGAAGCAUACAUUGUGGACUAUCUGAAGAAAGUCAUGCCACAAUUCACAGUAGACACUCUUUUACAUCAAUUAAAUGAGAAACAGACAGAGUUGGAAGGUGAAGUUUUCGAGAUACUGUCAACAAUAACAGAUUUCUUGGCUUUUAAAGAAAUGUUCCUCGAUUACAGAGCGGUGAAAGAAGGUAAGGUUGCAGAUCUUAGUUGUGGGAUAUCUGUAACAUCUUUGAAAUCCUGCAAUGUAGAGAACAGCAAAAAUCCACCAAGAUAAUAUCUAUAAUUUUAUUAUUGAGGUAGUUUUAUAGAUAAAGACUAGAGUAUAAGAUGGAAUAUAUGAAUAAAUACGCGGCAUAAAAUGUGAUAUAAACUGGAAAUAUUAAUCAUUGUGUUCAAUAUUUAUUAUAUUGAUGGAUUGUGUAUUCACAAAAAUCUAUAUUCAUUUUAUUGCGUAUGUUUACAAGAAAUACAAAAAUAAUUUGAAUAUUAUCGAAUCUUUUUUCGCAUUGUACAGUUUCUUGUAAUACCCAUAUAAUAUUUGGAUCCAAUUUGAAAUGUUAAAUUUGAGAACUUGCUGCUGUUAUAAUACUAUGAUGGAAUUCAUGUAAUCUCAUUCUAUUUUAAGUAAGAAAUAAAAUUGUCGUCGAAAUA